CGCGCGCGCCGCCGUUUGAACGUGCCAUGGAGGGGCUGGCGGCACUGCCCGAGGCCUGGCAGCUCUUCUUCCCCUCCGUCCGCGCCGCCACCUUCCGCAACUGGCCCUUCACCGAGGGCUGCGCCUGCACGCCCGAGCGGAUGGCGGCGGCGGGCUUUGUGCACUGCCCCAGCGAGAACAGCCCCGACGUGGCGCAGUGCGUCUUCUGCUUCAAGGAGCUGGAGGGCUGGGAGCCCGACGACGACCCCCUGGAGGAACACAAAAAGCACUCUGCGGACUGUGCUUUUCUUUCUCUUCAGAAAGAACUUGCUAGCCUGACGUUGCAGGAGUUCCUGAAACUGGACAAAAUGCGAAUGGGAAAGGCACUUAAAAAAGAGAUUUCUCAGAAGAUGACCAAGGUUGAAGAUAAAGCCAAGAUCCAGCGUUGUAGUAUAAUGAAUCUGGCCUAGACUGCUGCAGCUUCAUAGUUGCCAGUGACGUCUGUCUUGUCCACAUGCUGUGGCACUGCCCCUGUGACUGAAUGGCCAUGUUUCCUGAGGCUGCUUCCAGACUGGCUGUCCCUGAGAAACAGAGGGAAUUCUGCUUCACUCCUCUGAGUCUGUCUGGGAAGUACCUGAGGUUUCAUGUAUUGCAUACAUAAUCUUUUUCUGCAGGGAUUCUCCUAAUUUUCAUGCUGUUUUUUUAAGGAUUAUUACCUGUGGGUUUACUUGUUUUCUUUUUUUUUUUUUUUUAAACUUGUAUUUCUGAUUGGAGUUGACAUGCAUUUCCAUUUUUGUACUCAAUACUAAUGCUUUUAGAUACUUUGGGACAUAGAAAGGGGAAGGAGUUUUAAAAAUACUUCAGGAAUUUAGGAUUGUGGCUAAUAGCGUUGAGUUAUACCACACCUUAAUGUGCCUGGUAUUCUUGUAAAUUUCUGUUUGUAGUUGGCUGCUUCCUUGUGUUGAUGCAUUUAUAAAUAAAAGUUGAAGGCAGAACAAAAACGUAGUUUUACUC
Molecule: messenger RNA, 993 nt
Organism: Ficedula albicollis (Collared flycatcher)
Lineage: Eukaryota; Metazoa; Chordata; Aves; Passeriformes; Muscicapidae
Gene: BIRC5
Product: baculoviral IAP repeat containing 5
Exons: 4
Coding region: 27-449 (140 amino acids)
Source: RefSeq, a predicted model, not a curated record